CAAUCACAGCUUAGCAAGCGCAAGCAACGGGUCCAUACUCCACAAGUGAGGUGUCUGUUUCUGCCGUAGAUGGUAUCGAAUCGAGCAGAAAGUUAAAAACUGGUAACAUAUGAUUCAAAUUUGUAAUUAAAAUGAAUGGAACAGCAUAUUCAAACUUUGACAAUCAAGAACACGUCCUCAAACUAGGCGAAACUUUUGAGAAACAACCUAAAAGUGCAUUCCACACGGUACGAUAUGACUUCAAACCAGCCUCCAUAGACACCACAUGUGAGGGGGAGUUGGAAGUGGGCAAAGGAGAGCAAGUUACAGUCACACUACCGAACUUAGAGGGAUCCAUAACACCUGUUACCGUAUUUAAAGGUUCCAAAAGGCCUUACAUGAAAGAAUGUGUUCUCAUUGUUAACCAUGACACGGGAGAGUAUCGUCUGGAGAAGCUCAGCAGCAACAUUGCAGUCAAGAAGACCAGGGCUGAGGGAAGCAGUAAGAUUCAGUCCCGGCUGGAGCAGCAGACCAGCAGGCUCAGUCAGCAGAUGAAGACCGGAAGUGGAACCAAGGCUCCAUUCAGCACCAAGAGCUCUCCUCCCAAGGAGAAAAUGUCUCCAUCAUCUCCCAUGGAUGAUAUUGAGCGAGAGCUGAUGGCCGAGGCGCGUGUCAUGGAUCAGAUGAGCAGUGGAGACAGCUCCUCAGAUUCCCACAGUUCCUCCUCCUCCAGUAGCGGGGACAGCUCCAGCAGCAGCGACUCCGAGAAUGAGGAUCGCCCCCCACAUAAUGUGGCCCCAGCUCCCCCCCAGAGCACCUCUGCCCUCAACACAUCUCAAAGCCGUGCGGAGGAGAGCAGCGGGCUUUUAAUGAACACACUUAAAAAUGAUCUCCAGUUGAGUGAGUCUGAGAGUGAAAGUGACGACGACUAACCGCGAAGACGUGUGGGACACCUGAUGCUGAGAGAGUCAGGUGUUCAGGAAGUACUUUCUCUAGUAAAAACUUUGUGAUACCUGAAUCCAAAUCCCUCUUCACUUAUGAAAUCUUUUCUUUCACCCAGUUUCUUAGUAAUACUUGCAUCAGCAAAAGCUGUGCAGUUGGACGCAUAGCUGUUUUUUUUUUUUUUUUGCUGUAUUAGUAAAAUGAGAAAAGUAUUUAUUUUGUUGAGAAUGCUACUGCAUAGAUUUUAGUUUUAUAGGAAUGUCCUAUAAUUGCUUUCUCAGAGGUUAUAGAAAUAUAUCUGUUUGUGAAAUAACUGUUUAGAAAGAUCACCACGGUCUUCUUCUAUAUAUAUAUGUGUGUGUGUGUGUGUGUGUGUAUUGAGGCUUAAGAUACUUAAGCACAAGUGAUUCAGUAGCAUAUUAUAAGGAGUCUUAAGGAGCACCAGUGAAGGUGCCAAACUUAAUCUCAGAUAUUUACACAUUACCCAACCUGCAAUACUUGAAUUUGUCUCUCUUUUGAUGAUUCAGAGACAUUUGCUUAUAACAAACUGUGCCUUGAAUAUAAGGUGUAUUUGACUAUCCAUCCCAUUCUCUUGCAUGCGUUUAAGUUCAAUUUUUUCUUCCCCUAAAAUAUGAUAUCCAUUUAAAGGUAGAAGUCUCUGUGUUGUGUGUGUGUUACUGUAAGCCUCUGGAAGGCCCAAAAGCAACACUCACCCUUAAAGGAUGUCUUUAGCCAGCCCUUCUUGAGCACUAAUUUCACAGUAUGACGUGCUAUUCUGUGUAAUGUAGCAGGGUUGACUGGUGUGGUAAAUGUAGUUCUGUGGGAGGUAUUUGAUCGUUAAAAUUGUGUGUAGACUAAUAAAGAUUUGUUUUGUGACGUUUA
Cyprinus carpio (common carp) is the source of this 1803-nucleotide messenger RNA. It is a transcript of the gene eaf2, whose product is annotated as ELL associated factor 2. Gene Ontology annotation, cellular component: super elongation complex. Gene Ontology annotation, biological process: positive regulation of DNA-templated transcription; regulation of transcription elongation by RNA polymerase II. Gene Ontology annotation, molecular function: transcription elongation factor activity. Lineage: Eukaryota; Metazoa; Chordata; Actinopteri; Cypriniformes; Cyprinidae. The record is from RefSeq and is a predicted model, not a curated record.